GGAGAAAUGAACGACCCGCAGCCUCUGCAGGAGGAGAGGUAUGACAUGUCAGGAGCCCGCCUGGCCCUAACACUGUGUGUCACCAAAGCCCGGGAGGGUUCUGAGGCAGACCUGGAUGCCCUGGAACAAAUGUUCCGACAGCUGAGAUUUGAAAGCACCGUGAAGCGGGAUCCCACUGCCCAGCAAUUCCUUGACGAGCUGGAAAAAUUCCAGCAGCUCAUAGACAGCUGGGAAGAGCCUGUCAGCUGCGCCUUUGUGGUGCUGAUGGCGCACGGUGAGGAGGGUCUCCUCAAGGGAGAGGACGAGAAGAUGGUGAAGCUGGACGACCUCUUCGAGAUGUUGAACAACAAGAACUGCCAAGCUCUGAGAGCCAAGCCCAAGGUGUACAUCAUACAGGCCUGUCGAGGAGAGCACAGAGACCUUGGCGAAGCGGUCGGUAGGGACGAGAUGGUGAUGGUGACCAAGGAAAGCCCCUACACCAUCCCAACGUACACAGAUGCCCUCCAUGUCUACGCCACGGUGGAGGGGUACAUCGCUUACCGACAUGACGUAGAAGGUUCCUGCUUCAUCCAGACCCUGACGGAAGUGUUCAUGACCAGGAAAGGGCCCAUCCUGGAACUGCUGACAGAGGUGACCCGCCGAAUGGCAGAAGCCGAGCUGAUGCAGGAGGGGAAGGCCCGGAAAGUGAACCCUGAGAUUCAAACCACGCUGAGAAAAAGGCUGUAUCUCCAGUGA
Jaculus jaculus (lesser Egyptian jerboa) is the source of this 735-nucleotide messenger RNA. It is a transcript of the gene Casp14, whose product is annotated as caspase 14. Lineage: Eukaryota; Metazoa; Chordata; Mammalia; Rodentia; Dipodidae. The transcript has 6 exons. Gene Ontology annotation, cellular component: cytoplasm. The record is from RefSeq and is a predicted model, not a curated record. Gene Ontology annotation, biological process: proteolysis. Bases 7 to 735 code for a protein of 242 amino acids.